UCUUUGCUUGCUUGCCAGCCGUCCGUAAUCGCUCCUUGCUGCAUCGAGGGCCAAGGUUUUAAAGAAAUGGAAGUAAUGAUUAAAAUUUAGAGUACAGUUAUUACUUUACGUGUUUGAAAAAGUAAAUGGUGAAUCGUUUAUGUUGAAUAUCGUUUGAAGUAGUGUUCGUGAGGAUAUGGCUUCGACCGGCAGUACACCAUUUCCUAAAUGGCAACUAGCCAUUCUACUCGGUGCACCUUUGGCCAUUGGCUUAGGUUACCUUUAUCUAAGAAAUAGAUUAGAAGACCCAGAAAAGAAAAAAGUAGCUGAUUUAAAGGCCAAGACUACUAUUUCAUUGGAUAAUGAAGAAAAUAAUGCCAAAACUUCGGAAAAUGCCAUCGACCGUGCUAUGAAGUUGAAAGGUGCCGGAAACCGUGCCUUCCAUGCUGGUGAAUACGAUAAAGCUAUCUCUCUGUACAAUGAAGCUAUUGAAGCUUGCCCACCGGACCGUCCAGUGGAUCUGGCCACAUUCUAUCAGAAUCGAUCUGCCUGCUAUGAGAAAAGAGAAAUGUGGGAACAGGUAAAAGAGGAUUGCACCUUUGCGCUUAAGUUGAAUGAGAAAUAUGUUAAAGCCUUCCUGCGUCGCUCACGUGCAGCCGAAAAGAGUGGUGAUCUGGUUCUUGCCUUGGAAGAUGUAACUUCGGCAUGUAUUCUGGAGAGAUUCCAGGUCCAGAGUUCUCUAGUCAACGCGGAUCGCAUCCUCAAAGCUCUGGGUCGGCAACACGCCCGCGAAGCGCUGGCGAGACGGCACCCGGUCAUGCCCUCUAAGCAUUUCAUUAAAACAUACUUUUCAGCAUUUUCUGAGGAUCCCAUUACUAAAAUUCAAUUGGAAGAGAAGGCUACUGGUGGAUUUUCUAAAGCUAAACAUGCUCUUGAUGCUCAGGACUAUGAUUCUAUUGUUGAUGCUUGCACUGAAGAGCUGGAAGCUAAUGGAAAGUAUAAAAAUGAAGCUUUACUCCUACGCGCUACUUUCUAUCUGCUGCUUGGACGCCACGAUGAAGCUCAGGCUGAUUUGGUCAAAGUAAUAGACAGUGAUGCAUCAGUCAAAGUGAAGGUGAAUGCACUGAUUAAGCGUGCAUCCCUGUACACCCAGCUGGAGAACACAGAACGUUGCUUGGAAGAUUUUGCACGAGCUGCCCAAUUAGACCCAAACAAUUCUGACAUCUACCACCACCGAGGUCAAGUGUAUUUGUUAUUGGAGCGCAUGGAUGAAGCAACUGCUGAAUUUGCAAAAGCAGUUGAAUUAAAUCCUGACUUUUCCAUCGCCUAUAUUCAGAAAUGUUAUGCUGACUAUAGGCAUGCUCAGAUAAACAAGAAUGUUGGUGCAUUAAACCAGGUGCGAGCAGACUUCGAGCACGCCCUGGAGAGGUUCCCGCGGUGUGCCGAGGCCUACAUCCUGUUUGCUCAAGUUCUGUCUGACCAGCAAGAAUGGGGCCGUGCUGAAGCACUGUUUGAUUCUGCAUUGGCAGUAGAUCCAAACAAUGCUACACUGUAUGUCCACAAAGGAUUGGUACAACUACAGAAGAAUACAGACUUUGAAAAAGCAGUUAAACUUAUUAACAAAGCUAUUGAAAUGGAUGACAAAUGUGAUUUUGCAUAUGAAACACUUGGCACCAUAGAAGUACAGAGGGGAAACUUGAGGCGGUCGCUUGAACUGUUUGAGAAAGCUAUAGCUUUAGCUAAAACGGAACUAGAGAUGACACACUUGUUCUCUCUUAAAGACGCAGCAGCUGCACAACUGAAGGUGUCAGAGCGCUGGGGCCUGGACUGGACUGUCAGCUAGGCGUUCGCCCCUCAUUGCAAGUCACAUUCAACGAGAAUAAUAUCUGGAGUACUCUUUAAACGUCCAAGAAACUAAACAUUUGUUUAUAAAUCAGAUGUCUCAAUUUACAUUCUUAUCUUAUUAAAUUGACUUAAGUGUUUAUCAAUUCUUUUAAAAUAAUUAAUAUAUUACUGUGUUGCAUAGUUUCAUAACUGAUGGUAAUAACUCAGGGAGCCAGAUACUAUUCCCGUUGCUUGAUGGGUACUAGCCGCCGCCGACCGGCCCUGAGCGUUGUUACGGUGACAACUAGUGGUGAUAGCAUUACUGAGCUGUCCUUCCUUAGUAGUGUUGUAUUUAUUAGUAAAACAUAAAAUUUUUGUCAAAUUCACAUUGCACAUGUAAAUGACAGUACACUAAUUAAAUGCUUUUCUAAAAGUUUUUAUUCAUAGAAUAAAUCAAAUACAUAUUAAUAAAUUUUUUUAAGUGAUUUUAGGUACAUGCACUUUUUAUUUGUCUAGUGGAAAGGAAAUAAUAUAACGACAUAAUUUAUUUUUUAACGACCUUUUGAAAUUCUUUUUGGUUUGGUACUGCUGUGGUUACUCUUGUUUUUUUGUAAAUCUUUGUUUCCAUUUCUCUGCAUUCAUUCAUCAUUAAUGUGGUCUGUACACUAGGGCAAUACUUUAAAAGUACCUUAACAAACUCUGGCAUAUUUUACAUGUCUGUGUGUAAUAAUGUGGGUGUCUUUUAUUAAUUUUUCUGAAUUUUUAUAUUUCUGGACCCACUACAUUAAACAGGUAUUUUAAAAAUAUCUAUUAAACAAAUUAUUAUUGUAGCUAUGAUUGGUUGAUAAUAAAUAAUAGCUACGAGAGUGGGAUAUGUUCUAUUAGGGUAGGCUGCCUCUAAAAUUGUCUGUUGAAUCGAAAAUACUUGAUGUAAGCGGUAGCUAGCACAUUAUAUAAAUAAAAAUGUUUUCCUUUAUUGAUAUAAUAAAUUGUAAAAAUCCUAUUGCAUUUAUAGGUUUUAAAAGAAAUGUGAAA
Molecule: messenger RNA, 2838 nt
Organism: Ostrinia furnacalis (Asian corn borer)
Lineage: Eukaryota; Metazoa; Arthropoda; Insecta; Lepidoptera; Crambidae
Gene: Tom70
Product: translocase of outer membrane 70
Exons: 2
Coding region: 176-1822 (548 amino acids)
Biological process (GO): protein import into mitochondrial matrix; protein insertion into mitochondrial inner membrane
Cellular component (GO): mitochondrial outer membrane
Molecular function (GO): transmembrane protein transporter activity; protein binding
Source: RefSeq, a predicted model, not a curated record